GCUGAGCCAAUCAGCAGCGGCGACGCGCUCCGUGAGCGGUUGUGUAGUCGGAGCAGAACGCGCGGCGGCAGGCAGUGUCUGCUCAGAAGCGGCAGCUGCUGAUAUGGUGCGUCAGUGGCCGCAGUAACGAGGAAGAACGCACGGAAAGCGCCUAACGUCUGGGAGAAUAUGAGCAAAGCCGCGGCCCCAUGUCGACCCAGCGCCUCCCUCAAGUUCACAAUUGACAACAUCCUCAACCUGAAGCCGAGCGGGACGAGCUCUGACUCCAGCGGACUGCGGGAUGAGCUGCGUGAGGACACCGCAGGCCAGCAGAGGCCGGACCAAAGCGUGUCGAUCAGAACCUGCAGCGCAGACUCGGAACCGGGUAUCCAAAGGACGGGCGCGCGCUAUGAGAGCGGGGACAGCAGCUGCGACGACAGCAUCUCCAGCAGCGCGGCGGCGGAGGCGCUCCAGGGAGGCAGCCCCAGCAAAAGGAGCAAAGUCAUCACGAAAAAGAAAACGCGCACCAUCUUUUCCAAGAGACAGAUCUUCCAGUUGGAGUCUACCUUCGACAUGAAGCGGUACCUGAGCAGCGCGGAACGCGCCUGCCUCGCCAGCUCUCUGCAGCUCACGGAGACGCAGGUCAAGAUCUGGUUUCAGAACCGCAGGAAUAAAUUGAAACGACAAAUCUCCACAGAGAUAGACGGACCCGCGAGUGAUUUCCCCGAGGCAGCAAAGCCCGUGGCGGCGGGGCAGCUGCCGGCCUUGUACAAGGAGAGCAGCCUGCUGGGGAGGUGCCUGCUGCCGGUGCCGCUGCCCGUGGUGUACCCGGGCGGCGGCGCGCCUUACCUCUGCUUCUCCAGCGCCAGCAAGUACUUCAGCCUGUACGACGGAGACGUAUGAGGCUUCCAGCGACCAACAGACGCUCCUGCUGGUUUUGUUGCCAACUUUCAAGUAUUUAGGGGGGUCCAGCGAGACCGGAACUUCGUUUUCAGACUGAAGGAAACGGCCCAGAAUACGCGGCAUUAUUUAUUUUCAGCGCCGGCUGCGGCUUUCCGGAAGGCCUGACUCUGAACUUCCACCCGGCUUCACUGAUGAUGCCUGAAACCUGAGCAUUCACAGCCUGUUGUUGUUUACAUCAUAUAUAUUUUAUUAUUAUUAUUAUUUUAUAGUUAACCAGUUUUAUUGCUGCGAAAGCCACCAAAGAAAUUACUGUAGCCUAUCUGCAUGCAUUUCCUGUAUUGUAAGGAAGUUUAAAAUACAGAAAUUAUCUUUGUAUUUAAAUGAAUGUAAUUAGCAGUUCAUUUUUCUUUUGCGCAUGCUUUCUUUUCUAGUUAUUUUAUUAUUACUAUAAUUUUAUCCCACUUUGCCUAGAAGAUUAUUACACCUUUUCAUAAAGUGAAAUUAAAAAAAAUCUUUAAGAAAUGUA
This is a messenger RNA of Oryzias latipes (Japanese medaka), 1408 nucleotides long. It is a transcript of the gene hmx4, whose product is annotated as H6 family homeobox 4. Gene Ontology annotation, cellular component: nucleus. Gene Ontology annotation, molecular function: RNA polymerase II transcription regulatory region sequence-specific DNA binding; DNA-binding transcription factor activity, RNA polymerase II-specific. Gene Ontology annotation, biological process: regulation of transcription by RNA polymerase II. Lineage: Eukaryota; Metazoa; Chordata; Actinopteri; Beloniformes; Adrianichthyidae. The record is from RefSeq and is a predicted model, not a curated record.